AUGAAGUUUGUACCAUUAUCAAUUCAUCUUUAAACAAUUGCAGAAUUAUAUGAAAAAUGUGCUCAACUUUCUUAAUAAUUACAUGAAUAAAACUCAAAAACUGAUCAAGAUGCAAAAAGUACAAAUGAAAAUACUUAACUUUCAGAAAGUAUAGAAAUUGAUGAAAUACAAAAUGUUUCUCCUAAAUCAUAAAUUAUUUAAACCAAAGAUAAUAUUAAGCAAAAUAUUAAAAAAAUUAAAUCUCAAAAUAAUUAAAAAGUUUAAAAUUAAUGUUCAGAUUGCAAUCAAGUUUAUGAAGUUAAAGUAAAAAAGAAAAGUAAAAAACAUAAACAUAUUAAUAAAUAGAAAACUAAAAAAAGUAGAUAAUUAGUCAAAUAAUUAAGAUAAUAAUAAUAAUAAUCAAAAUAAUUUGAAAUAGAUUUAAAUGAAAGAACUAAUAGUGAAAAUUCUAAAAUAAAUAAAAAUGAAAUUAUGAAUAAUUCUAUACUUGAAAAUUAAGAUAAAAUAGAUGAUAUUUAAAAUUAAGAUAGUCAAGAUGAAUUUGAAAUUUCAUUAUGA
Molecule: messenger RNA, 558 nt
Organism: Paramecium primaurelia
Lineage: Eukaryota; Ciliophora; Oligohymenophorea; Peniculida; Parameciidae
Source: the annotation of a GenBank genome assembly